Messenger RNA from Helianthus annuus (common sunflower), 1677 nucleotides. Its product is annotated as queuine tRNA-ribosyltransferase catalytic subunit 1. The record is from RefSeq and is a predicted model, not a curated record. Bases 244 to 1458 code for a protein of 404 amino acids. Gene Ontology annotation, molecular function: tRNA-guanosine(34) queuine transglycosylase activity. Gene Ontology annotation, cellular component: cytosol. Lineage: Eukaryota; Viridiplantae; Streptophyta; Magnoliopsida; Asterales; Asteraceae. The transcript has 16 exons.
AGGACAAGACUGUAUGGCUUAUGCACCAUCUAGUUAAAGAAUGAACACGGAACACCCCUAGUUUAGUUUGUUUGACCAACUAUAUAAACGACUUAUUUUUAAUUUGCCGGCGCCUCCUUCUUCUCUGUGUUUCAUCCUGCAUUGAAUUAGGGCACGCCCUUAUCUUUCGCGCCGAAAGCACAGCACCCUCCCUUCACCGCCAUUUGCAAUAUCAUUUGUUUCAAGAGGAUACACUGUUGCACGAUGGCUCUUCGUUUUGAGAUUCUCGGGAGGUUCAAUCGUGCUCGUGCAGCCCGGCUAACUCUCCCUCACUUUGUUUGUGAGACACCGCUAUUUAUGCCCGUUGGAACACAAGGGACAAUAAAAGGUUUGACCACCAACCAACUUGAGGAUAUUGGAUGCCAAAUUAUACUCGGAAAUACAUAUCAUUUAGCACUCCGUCCGACUUCUGAGCUUAUAGAUGAAUUAGGUGGUCUUCACAAAUUUAUGAACUGGCCUAGGGCGCUUCUCACCGAUUCUGGUGGUUUUCAGAUGGUCUCGUUAUUGCAUUUAGCUGAUAUCACUGAAGAAGGUGUCACGUUUCAGUCGCCAGUUGACGGAAAGCCAAUGCUCCUAACACCUGAAGAAUCAAUCCAAAUCCAAAACAGAAUUGGAGCAGACAUUAUUAUGGCUCUUGAUGAUGUGGUGAAAACCACAAUUACAGGUCCUCGUAUUGAAGAAGCUAUGUAUCGCACUUUGCGUUGGAUAGACAGAUGCAUAGCAGCUCAUAAGAGACCAAAAGAGCAGAAUUUAUUUGGAAUUGUACAAGGUGGUUUAGAUCCAGUCUUAAGGGAUAUAUGUGUUCAAGGUUUGGUGGAGAGAAAUUUGCCUGGCUAUGCGAUUGGUGGCCUUGCUGGCGGUGAAGAUAAAGAUUCAUUUUGGCGUGUGGUUGCGCAAUGCACUGCUUCACUUCCUGAAAGCAAACCCCGUUAUGUUAUGGGUGUUGGCUAUCCACUUGAUAUUGUAGUUUGCAGUGCUUUGGGUGCCGACAUGUAUGACUGUGUAUAUCCUACACGUACUGCUCGAUUUGGUACUGCUCUUGUGCCCGAGGGGGUUUUAAGACUUAAACACCAGUCAAUGGCUGAUGAUACCCGACCGAUUGACUCAACAUGCGAGUGUAUGGUUUGCAAAAACUACACAAGGGCCUAUCUUCACUGCCUUGUUACAAAAGAUGCUAUGGGUUCUCAACUUUUAUCUUAUCACAAUUUGUACUAUAUGAUGCAGCUUAGCAGAAAUCUUCAUUCAUCAAUCAUAGAAGGAACAUUUCCAAAAUUUGUAUGUGACUUCUUAACGAAAAUGUUUCCUGAGGGUAAUGUUCCUGAAUGGGUCUGCAAUGCCAUGGAGGUUGCUGGUAUUGACAUCUCAUCAUGUUGUACCCCUUUAAAUACAAAGCCUAACAUACAUGCUUCAAGUGGAUAACUUGUACCUCAAGUCAUUACACUAAAUAUAUGCAGCAUAAAUUUUGUAACUUAUAUGCUGCUAUACAAAUAUACAUUCAAAUAGGCCCAAUAUGACUUCCCAUGUUGGUUAGGUUGAUUAUUGAUAUAUUUUCUUAAAAACUAACUAGGAUACUAACUUUACUUACCUGUAUCCUCUCCAUUUUGACAUGAUUUCUAAUAUUAUUGAACAUUUAUAUUA